AUCUUCUUUUCUCUGUAUCUUCUUUUCUCCCUCCAUAUCCAUCUAUAUUUGACCCCUCCCAAACCUCCACCUCCACAGAACAAAACACACUACCAAACGCAGAAACUGAUUCUUUUUUACAUAGUAUAUAAAUCACUUCAAGCGGCGCGUGUUUUCACUUUCCAAUGGGCCAGUCAGCUUCCAGUUCCACCGCCAAUUCUGCCAUCGAUUGGAUUUUAACUCCGCCUAUUGUUUCUUCCGAAUCGCAAUUGCCAGAGCUCGCUGACGAUAUAACUGCUGAUGUUGAUUAUACGGAGGAUAUUCCUGACGAGUGUUUGGCUUACAUUUUCCAAUUCCUCUCUGCGGGAGACCGAAAACGAUGCUCCUUGGUCUGCCGGCGGUGGUUACUCGUUGACGGCAAUAGCCGCCAACGGCUUUCUCUACAUGCGAAAGUGGAGAUUUUUUCUUAUGUUCCUUCUCUGUUCACACGGUUCGACUCGGUCACUAAACUCGCUUUGCGUUGUGAUCGCAAAUCCAUAAGCUUAAACGAUGAUGCUUUUGUCAUGAUCUCCGUCCGUUGCCAGAAUCUCGAGCGCCUUAAGCUCCGUGGCUGCCGCGAAAUCACUGAUAAUGGUAUGGCCGCAUUUGCUGAAAAUUGCAAAAAAUUGAGAAAGCUCUCUUGCGGCUUGUGCGCUUUCGGCGCCAACGGCAUAAACGCGUUGUUGGAUCACUGCAAGGCGCUGGAGGAGCUCUCUAUUAAGCGGCUCAGGGGAAUCCAUGACGGAGCCAAUAUGAUCAGGUCCGGAGCUGCCGCUCCGUCUUUGAAAUCAGUUUGCUUGAAGGAGCUAGUCAACGGUCAGUCUUUUGAAGAGCUAGUGAUCGGUGCUAAAAAUCUUAGAACCUUGAAAAUUAUUCGGUGUUUGGGUGAUUGGGAUAAGGUACUUCAAAUUAUUGGAAACGAAAACAGUUUCUUGAUUGAUGUUCACCUUGAAAGGAUUCAAGUGAGUGAUAUUGGUCUUGCAGCGAUUUCGAAAUGUGUAAAUAUGGAGAUUUUGCGCAUCGUGAAAACCCCAGAAUGUUCGGAUUUAGGGCUUGUUUGUGUGGCGGAGAAUUGCAAGCAACUAAGGAAGCUUCACAUAGAUGGAUGGAGGACUAAUACAAUUGGAGAUGUGGGUUUAAUGGCCGUGGCCAAACAAUGUCCAAAUCUACAAGAGCUGGUUUUGAUUGGUGUUAAUGCGACGCAUGCGAGCUUGGCAGCGAUUGCUGCUAAUUGCCAAAAACUGGAACGAUUAGCACUGUGUGGGAGUGGAAGCAUUGGUGAUAAUGAGAUUGCUUGCAUUGCAGCUAAAUGCGUGGCAUUGAAAAAGCUGUGUAUAAAGGGAUGUGCUAUUUCUGACAUUGCAAUCCAAGCUCUUGCUUGGGGAUGUCCCAAUUUGGUUAAGAUCAAGGUGAAGCAAUGCAGGGGAGUGAGCAGUGAAUUUGUGGAAUGUUUGCAGCAGCAAAAAGCCUCACUACUUGUUAAUAUUGAUGCUGCCAGUGACAAUGAAGGUUUAGAUGUUAGUUUGAGCGAUGGUGGAGGUCAAGAAAGUGGUUUAGAGUUUCCAGUGAUGGGUGGUCAAGUGGCUGUUGCUGAUGGUCCAUCGAUUCGUAACGGGAGACCGGCAUUGUUUGGAGCGAAGGUUGGGCUGCUUGCAAGUAGGAAUUUAGUGGCUCGUGCAAUUAGCAGAUGGUCAAGCAAUGAAGAUGGUAGUUCAAAUAACAACUUGUGAAUGUUUUUGUCAGACUUACAUUUUCAUGGGAUAAUUUUCUUCCCUGUUUUUCGUCUUGUUCAUUGUGAAUGUGGGAAAUCCUCAUCAAUUGCUCAAUCCUGAUUCUCCUCUAAACAUCCUUAAAAUGAAUUGAAAUAGAGUUCUUCAAAUUCAUGCCCAGAUUCAUCUA
Hevea brasiliensis (rubber tree) is the source of this 1917-nucleotide messenger RNA. RefSeq names its product F-box protein SKIP2. Gene Ontology annotation, biological process: SCF-dependent proteasomal ubiquitin-dependent protein catabolic process. The record is from RefSeq and is a predicted model, not a curated record. Gene Ontology annotation, cellular component: SCF ubiquitin ligase complex. Bases 165 to 1748 code for a protein of 527 amino acids. NCBI's taxonomy places the organism in Eukaryota, Viridiplantae, Streptophyta, Magnoliopsida, Malpighiales, Euphorbiaceae. Gene Ontology annotation, molecular function: protein binding. The transcript has a single exon.